UUGCAAGGACUAUAAAUCUCAUAAGAGUGAUGUCCAGCUUCCCUUGGUCAAAACUAUCAAUCCUUGAGCUGAUGUUCAUCUUCCUUUCUCAGGCUACUUUUCAGUAUUUUGUUAAGGUGUCGAGAUAAGCAUGUUUCCUUUUUAUAUAUUCUAAAGCUAUAGUUUCAAAGAUCCUUACUACAAGCAAUAUUCUAAAAUUAUACUUCAAAAGAUUAUUAUUGCAAAACUCUUUUUAGCUAGAAGCAGAAAGUUCCUGUCAAACAGCAACAUCCUUAAAGCUUUAAUUUGAAUCUCCUAAAUCAACUUAAGACUUAUAAACGUUAAUUGCAGACAAAGAAUAGGUUCAAAGGCCUUCUUCCAUGCUUUACUUCCUCGGUUAUUUAUUAGAAUUGUCUUUAUAACUGUCCCAUGGUCAGUUUCCACACAUAUCACAAUCACAUAUACACACGUUGCCUGUAUGUACCUGACACGAAACACAGCUUUGUAUUUCACAUACCGAAAAAUGCGUUCUUCCAAAUGGUCGUUGAAUAGCUGCUUUUUGAUCAUAUCCGGCUGGUUAAUCACAUGAACAUAUCCGCCAGCUAAUCACAUGAACUCAGUGAGGAAUGGUACCCAAACCCACCUCUGUGAAUCCUCCUAGGAACGCCCCGAAGGACGGAGCACAGCUUCGGGAACAUCUGAGGGGAGAGGACCGUGAUUCAGUUUGGCGCUGAGGAGCGGCCCAGGCCGCCAUUCACCCUCUGAGGGCCGGGCCGGAGUUUCCGCCGCUCCCCGCGCCGCGCUCGGAUCCUCUCGGCUCUCCUCCGCCCGGAGCCGUUCGGCUCCUCCCGGUCACGCUCGGCUCCGUUCGGCUCCUCUCGGUCGCGCUCGGUUCCCGCGCGGCCCCGCCCCGCGGUGACGCGCUCAGCGGGCGCCGGGCGGGAGCGUGGUGUCGGCGUCGCUCCCGCAUCCACAGCCAUGUUCCCGUCGGCUCCCGCCUCCCCGCGGACCCCGGGCGGGUCGGCCCGCAGGACCCUGGGCAGCGCCGCGCCCAGCCCUCUCUCCCGGCCGGGCGGCAAGAAGGGCCUGCCCGUCGUGGCGGCAGCCGCCUCCCCGGUGCUGUUCUCGCCGGCGGCGCGGAGGAGCGGUUCCCUCUCGGCGCGAGCGACUCCUACCAGAGUUAUCCAGCUUCCUACAGCAACUGAGACUAUUAACUAUGAUGUUAAGGCUUUUGGAUCCUCUCUGCCUGUUAAGGUUAUGGAAGCGCUGAAGAAGGCUGAUGCUGAUGACCACCUGAGUGUUCAAGUGGAUGAAAGUGGAUGGGCCUGGCUAGUUCAUAAGGAGAGGCUGAUUAUUUGGAAGAUUGGUCAAUCUGCAGUAGCUAAGUUAUCUCUGUGCAAGGAAUUGCAGCUGCCACCCAGUGACUUCCAAUGGAGUUCUAGUUUAGCAGCUAUAUCUUGUCUCAAUUCUUCAGGUGACGCACCUUCUCUUCAGUCUCUGGCAAUAAUGGUUGCUACCAGUGAAGGUUCUGUGCGCUACUGGCCCAAUCUUGCACACGAAGGAUCCUAUACAGACACUUUCACAGACUUUGGAGGCUCUCUGUGCAGUUUCCUCACAGCAGUAAAGGGGGGAAGCUUUAUUUUAUCAUCUUCCAGAGGUCAAUUAGUCCGGUUGAUACCUGAUAGUUCUGGCAAGAUUCAUCAACAUGCCCUGCCACAGGGGCAGGGUAUGUUUUCUGGAAUUGGUAGAAAGGUUUCUUCUUUCCUGGGUAUAUUGUCUCCUGGAAAUGAUGCUGUGAUUUCUAGUGUUCUUUGGGAUAGAGAGAGAUCAAGCUUUUACAUGCUGACAAGUUCAAAUCUAAACAAAUGGGAGAUUGAUGAUUCAUCAGAACGUUACAUUCUCAGCUGGGAUAUCAACAGGAUCCUGAAAGAACAUAUUACAGAUGCAAUUUGGGGGUCUGAAAGUAACUAUGAAGAUAUUAAAGGAGGAGUAAAUAUACAAUACAUGGAUUUGCAACAAAAUCGGUAAGGAAGUACACUUGCAUCUGGUAAGACCUUCAUUAAUGAGAUAAAUCU
Onychostruthus taczanowskii (white-rumped snowfinch) is the source of this 2054-nucleotide messenger RNA. RefSeq names its product nuclear pore complex protein Nup133-like. The transcript is spliced from 8 exons. The coding region runs from base 958 to 2007 and encodes 349 amino acids. Gene Ontology annotation, biological process: protein import into nucleus; poly(A)+ mRNA export from nucleus; transcription-dependent tethering of RNA polymerase II gene DNA at nuclear periphery. Gene Ontology annotation, molecular function: structural constituent of nuclear pore; protein binding. Gene Ontology annotation, cellular component: nuclear pore outer ring. NCBI's taxonomy places the organism in Eukaryota, Metazoa, Chordata, Aves, Passeriformes, Passeridae. The record is from RefSeq and is a predicted model, not a curated record.